AUGUCAAUGCAUAAUGAGAAUUCACCAAACAGCACGUAUGUUGUUGUCGGUGAAAAUUUCUUGGCGAAUAUCUUCGAUAUUGAAGGUUAGUGUGAAUGAAUAGCUUCUAAAUAUCCAAUUUAUACAUUCUUUUUUUUCAGGGGAGCAAUUUUUGGAGGGAGGAUUCAACAUUCAAAGCGUCCCCUUCUUGACGAAAUUCAGAAAUUGGAUUGGAUGUUUCCUCAGUUCACCAUCGGAAGUUGACUUAAAUUGUGUCGAUGCGUUGGGAAAUCUGCCAGUGAUCGCGAAUCUCAAAGGAGGAUCAACACCACAAGUUCGGAAUUUGAUCAGUUUAGGAGAUAUUCAAGGAUUGCGCGCGGCACCAUUAUUCAAUCCAAGAUAUGAGCCGUAUGUCAUUUACAAGGUAUUUAACACUUUGAUACGGAAAUUUUAAAAUCUUGUAUAAAUUGCAAAUAUUUCUAGACAUUCACCAAAGGAGAACUGUCUUUAUAUGUAAUUGCUGGCGAUGAAAAAGAUGCUGAAAUGCUUGCUCGAGCCGCAGGAAACGAUGAAGAAUUGAGAGAAGUUUCAGCAGAACAUGGCACUGUUGCAAUUCUUGUUUGGAAACCUGCCAACAAAACCAAACCAUAUAUUCGAUCUCUUCUUUCUGGUACAUGCUCUUUUGAUAGAAUACAAAAGGCAUUGGAAAAAGCAUCGAAGUCACUUCCAUUUUUGAAUGGUCCGUGUGUGAGAGUUGGAGAUGAAUUACUGAUUUCACCAACUUCUUCGAUGCCAACUCGAACAUUUGCAAAACCCAAUGAAUCAAUCCAAGUUCGAAGUCGCCAGUUUGCAAAUCCAACUAUGGCUACAAUUGCAAGAUCAGCCCACCUCCAAAAAUCAAAAGCUGCCAGACCGCUUCCACAUCCAACCACAAGACCAACAAAAUCAGCAACACAUAUUCAAUCAACACGAACAAUUUCUGGAACACGGCCAGAAAAAUUCAGAUCAACGACAGCAAACUUCGAACAACGAAAUAUUGGGUAUACUUCCACAGGUUCAAGUCGACAGGAUCAAAAAACAAUGAAAUCAUUGCGAAAUCCAAUUACAAGGUAAAUUUUAAGUUCUAUUAAUUUACCAAUCAAAAAAAAUUAUUAGAAUCUCAUAAAACGUCGUGACCUUGAUCGGAUGAAUUGAGUAGAAAAUUCAUUUAUGAAAAUGAAAAUUGUUUUUGAAUUGUUGCUAAUUAUUAAAUAUUUUGCAGCAACGAUUCGACAUCCGAUCCAGCAAAAUCAAGUAAAUCGAUUGCUGUGGCUGAAAAGAAACAAGAGGAUGAUUCAAUAAUAUUUUUGUGUGUUAUAAACAAAAAUGAGAAUGAAAUCGCUGAAAAGGAUUCACAAAAUCCAGAUGAAGAAAUUCCACAAAUUGAGAACGUAUCAACUUCAGAUUCAGAAGUCAAAAAUCAAUCAUCGAGCGAAAGUGAAAAUUCUAAUUGUGAAGCAAGUAUUGAAGUGAAGUCUAUCAACUUUUCGAAGGGACAAGAUGAACUCGAAGUCGCAUUUUUAUAUUCCGAAAAUGCUACUUCAGUGGGUUUAUCAGAAACCAAAAAUGAAGGAGGAGAUUCGAGUGAAAAGGAUGGCUUUACGAUUGAUUUUGGUAAAUUCUUAACAACCAAAUCUUCGCUUGGACCAAUUGUAUCGCCUUUUCAAAAUGAAAAAGAGAUUGGCCGAAGAGAAGAAAUAAGUAUCAUAGAACAGGAACCUUUGAGAAUGGUGCGCGAAAAAGGAGUUGUUUAUAAUGGCCCAAAAUUUUCUCGCCCAUAUUAUUUCGAUUCUGUUACAUUUCCAAGAAAUUGUGAUUUGGAAACAACGCUUGGAAAUUUGGAAAUGCGGGAAUUUGUGAAGAAUAUUCGAUCUCGACACUUCAUUUUGGCAUCGAGAAGUAUAAAGUCAGAUGUUCUUGAAUCGAUUAUGUUUGGAUACAAAUUGUGGGAGAAUCCGAGUAAGUUUUUGAAUAUUUUUAAUUGGAUUUUUAAGAUUUCGUAAACUUUCCAAAUUUCAUAAAUUCUUUAAAUCGGUAAGGUAUAUUAAAAAUGUAUUAUUUUUCCUAGAUCACAAUUUUUGUGAUGAUAAUCAGAACUUUAAGAUUUCCAAAAUUGAUUUUCAAGUUCCAUUUCUGCGACUUAUGUUAGACCAGACUUUCAAAUACAAAUUAAAUAGCAAAUAAAAAAAAUUUAAAUUUAUAGAUUUGAAAUGCUCAAUUCAUCCAACUCAUCAAAAUCUGGCAAUCAAUGGAUUCAUGGAAAAAUAUGGCAGCCAAGAACAUCCGAAUUUUGAAAUAUGUUCGCCAAUUCAAAGUAUUUCUGGUGAUGAAUGCGAAGUCGACCGAAUUUAUAUUUCUGGGAAAUUCGACUAA
Messenger RNA from Caenorhabditis angaria, 2391 nucleotides. Lineage: Eukaryota; Metazoa; Nematoda; Chromadorea; Rhabditida; Rhabditidae. The record is from the annotation of a GenBank genome assembly.